Messenger RNA from Nomia melanderi (Alkali bee), 1350 nucleotides. The record is from RefSeq and is a predicted model, not a curated record. NCBI's taxonomy places the organism in Eukaryota, Metazoa, Arthropoda, Insecta, Hymenoptera, Halictidae.
CAACAACAACAACAACAACAACAACAACAGCAGCAGCAGCAGCAGCAACAACAACAGCAGCAGCAACAGCAACAACAACAGCUGCAGCAUCAACAACAGAUGCAGCAACAAACUCAACAGCAUCACAUGACCCCUCAGGAGCAACAGCAUCAUAGUAUCCACCAUCAGAUGCAGUCGCAGCACGUGAACAGCAACGCUGGUGCGAAUGGUGACUACCAUACCGCAGAAGAUCGCGUGAGGGACGAAAACGCAGAGAAGCUCCAAGAGAAACAGACGGACCAAUAUUUAAGCCAGACGGGCAUCAUCUCGAUGUCACAGUCGAACGAAUCUCUGACCGGUAAUUUUUUAUUGCAUAGCCACCACCCUCGGGUCGAUAGUUUGCCCGACGGUGGUGGCUUAUGGGAGUGGUCAGGGGGCGGUAACGCUUUGAGCAACGGUAACGCGAUGCAGGAGACCGGCAGUGGGAUCGCAUCCAUCGAGAGUUUGAUCAAGUACGGCGAGGAGAAGACCGGCCUCGCCACGAAAACCUGCGAGAAACCUGUGACACGCGAUGGAGACACGGGACGAGAGGAGCUGUGGAGGAGUAGUACGGAAAAGAACGACGACAAUCAGACCGACGACAAGUACUUUCAGAGAGAGUUGUCGCGAGGGGAGCAGACCGAUGAGGGUAGUUUCGCGGAGCGACCGAAGAAGUUAGAAAGCGAGAAAAUCGAGGGGACGACGGCGACGGGUCUCGGCUACCAGGAAGUCACCAAGGCGUCGUUGGGUAGCGAAGAGGAUCAUCAUCCCACGUAUGUGGAGAAUACCGCGGAAAAGGCUGCGUCAACGACAGACGCGAACUGUGACUCCUUGCAGACCAUCAAGCAAGAGAACUUAGGGGACUACGGUUGUUCGGGUUCAGAGUGUGCCCCGUCGCCAACAGUUUCAUCAAAGAGCGACGGUUAUCAAGCUAGAGAGAUCAAGACAGAGCCAGAUCAGAGAUCGCAGGACGCCAGCGACUACAAGUUCCGCGGAGACGGCGGUCCGGCGAAAGUGUCGCCGGGCGUCGGUUCCUGGUGCUGUCGCAGGGGCGGCACCGAGCAACCGACACCCGAGCACUUGCGCGAGGGCUGUUGCCAGGGUCUGCAGACGCGGGACGAGAUUCUCGCUGACUCGCCAGGGAAGCCGGAGAAGAACGAGGGACCUCAGAGCCCGCGUGCCGUGCCGGCCACCACGAAACUGCAAGAUCACUUGGACAAACUGAAGAACAAUGUGAGGACCGAAGUACCGGACUGCAACUGCUUCCCAGCCGACAAAUGUGAGUUGCCAUUGCGUAUUCAGCACGACACUAACAUUGAGAGAACACACUAA